Molecule: messenger RNA, 507 nt
Organism: Pseudocercospora fijiensis CIRAD86
Lineage: Eukaryota; Fungi; Ascomycota; Dothideomycetes; Mycosphaerellales; Mycosphaerellaceae
Exons: 3
Coding region: 1-507 (168 amino acids)
Source: RefSeq, a predicted model, not a curated record
AUGGGCUCCGCCGUGGUGGAGCACAAGGUGGUCAUCGGCAGUCUCACGCCGCCUGAGCUCCGGCUGCGACUGCCGCGUCUCCCGACUUCAUUCUAUACCAAAGUCAAUCAUGUGAGCACGUCUUCUGAUGACUGCUAUGUAACGAUUCAUGAGCACGAGCUAAAUGGCACUAUCGAGCCUCAAACCUUGGCUCCCGAAGCUCCUCUUCCACGCUACCUCUGCCUCCUCUAUCAUACUAUACAUAGCGCCCAAGGCGACGUUGAGCAUACUCACGAUCCAGGCUGCGAACAUUGCAAGUGUAGCUAUGGCUUAAUGCGCUCUCUCAUGCACAGCUUGGAUCAAGACGUGCUCGAAACGCGCUUGACCAGCCUCGGCGAACAUCUUUGCUGUGGAAUUUUUUCCCGACCAGUACAUACAUGUAUGUGUACCUCGCAGCGAAAGAAUAACAUCGCGCUCAUUCAUGAAAAUGGGCUGAGCACUCUCACCAAUCUCAACGACGAGGACUAG